AUGGUUAAUUCAUUGAACUCAAAAUUUCUUACUACUAUACCCUUUGUAAAAGAUUAUAAAGUGGUGGAGAGUGUGAGGGAGCUUACUCGGUAUGAUAGGGUUAUGGUGUAUAAGUUCCACGAGGAUGAGCAUGGUGAGGUUGUGGCAGAGAGAAAGAGGCCGGAUUUGGAGCCAUAUAUUGGGUUGCAUUAUCUGGCCACGGAUAUACCUCAGGCAUUGAGGUUUUUGUUUAAGCAGAAUAGGGUUAGGAUGGUUGUGGAUUGUAAUGCCAUGCCGGUUAGGGUGAUUCAGGAUGAUAGGCUUAUGCAACCUUCGUGUUUGGUUGGUUCAACGCUUCAUGCUCCCCAUGGCUGUCAUGCUCAGUAUAUGGCUAAUAUGGGCUCAAUUGCCUCAUUGGCAAUGGUGGAUAUUAUCAAUGGAAAUGAUGAGGAAGGAGUUGGUGGGCGGAGUGCAAUGAGGUUAUGGGGUUUGGUGGUUUGUCAUCACACUUCUGCUAGGUGUAUUCCAUUCCCUCUUCGCCAUGCUUGUGAGUUCUUAAUGCAGGCUUUUGGACUCCAAUUGAAUAUGGAGUUGCAAUUGUCAUCACAGAUGUUGGAGAAACUUGUUUUAAGGACGCAGACCCUCUUGUGUGAUAUGCUUCUUCGUGACUCACCUACUGGGAUUGUUACUCAAAGCCCUAGUAUUAUGGACCUUGUGAAGUGUGAUAGGGCAGCCCUCUACUAUCAAGGGAAGUACUACCCUCUGGGUGUGACCCCAACUGAGGCCCAGAUAAGGGACAUAGUAGAGUGGUUGUUGGCUUUCCAUGGAGAUUCCACAGGUUUGAGCACAGACAGUUUGGGUGAUGCUGGGUACGAUGGAGUAGCCUCACUUGGAGAUGAAGUUUGUGGAAUGGCUGUUGCUUAUAUCACAAAAAGGAAUUUCCUGUUCUGGUUCCGGUCCCACACUGCAAAAGAGAUCAAAUGGGGUGGCGCAAAGCAUCACCCUGAGGACAAGGAUGAUGGGCAGAGGAUGCAUCCGCGUUCUUCUUUCAAGGCAUUUCUGGAAGUGGUAAAAAGCCGCAGCUUGCCAUGGGAGAACGCAGAAAUGGAUGCAAUCCACUCUCUGCAGCUUAUUCUGCGAGACUUAUUUAGAUGUGCUGAGCCAAGCAAUUCUAAGGCUGUUGUACAUGCCCAGCUUGGCAACAUGGAGUUGCAAGUUAUGGAUGAACUCAGUUCGGUUGCAAGAGAAAUGGUCAGGUUGAUAGAGACUGCAACUGCUCCUAUAUUUGCUGUAGAUGUUGAUGGCUGUAUAAAUGGGUGGAAUGCAAAGGUUGAAGAGUUGAUAGGGCUCUCAGUUGAAGAAGCUAUGGGGAAGUCUUUGCUUCGUGAUCUUAUUUAUAAAGAAUACGAAGAAACAGUAGAGAAGCCUCUUUCUCGAGCUUUAAGAGGAAUUGAAGUUGCCCUCAAAUUAUGAAGUUCUUCUUCGGAAAGUGUUCGAUGAUUGUACUAAGAGAGUUUGGCUGCAUAAAAGAACGGGUGGUGUUUGUUUGUCCAUUGCUUCAAAAGGGUUAGCAAUCACCAGGA
Quercus lobata is the source of this 1562-nucleotide messenger RNA. Its product is annotated as phytochrome B-like. The transcript is spliced from 4 exons. Gene Ontology annotation, molecular function: protein binding. Bases 1 to 1452 code for a protein of 483 amino acids. Gene Ontology annotation, biological process: detection of visible light; regulation of DNA-templated transcription. NCBI's taxonomy places the organism in Eukaryota, Viridiplantae, Streptophyta, Magnoliopsida, Fagales, Fagaceae. The record is from RefSeq and is a predicted model, not a curated record.